Esox lucius (northern pike) is the source of this 2664-nucleotide messenger RNA. RefSeq names its product toll-like receptor 13. Gene Ontology annotation, biological process: inflammatory response; immune response; toll-like receptor signaling pathway. Gene Ontology annotation, cellular component: membrane. The transcript is spliced from 2 exons. The record is from RefSeq and is a predicted model, not a curated record. Gene Ontology annotation, molecular function: protein binding; transmembrane signaling receptor activity. Lineage: Eukaryota; Metazoa; Chordata; Actinopteri; Esociformes; Esocidae. Bases 70 to 2664 code for a protein of 864 amino acids.
GCAGUGAUCGUCUGACAAAAAAAAGAAAAACACCAUUCUGUUUGCAUGCGUUGACUGAAAUUGGAAGAGAUGAGGGUUGUGUUUUUCAAAACUGUCCUCCUGUUACUGUGGAUUCUGAGGGUAAAUGGAUGGAUGCAUUCUAAAUGCAACAUUUAUGACUACGUUGAUGACAUGCCAGACAGAGAUUGCUUACAAGGCUAUUCAAAAGGUCUCAUAGCUUCCUGUAAAUAUGUCACAGACAUCGAAGAAGAUCUACAUGGACUCCCUCAAAACAUCAAUAAUCUCUGCAUAUCCAUGACUAUGGAUGAAAAUGGUAUCAUGUCUCUAGAUUUUUUCUCUCAGUUUCACGACCUGGAAUACUUGGAUAUUAAUGGCUGUUUUUCACAAAUCCUUCCAACUGGAAAUAGCCAGGCUCUUUCAAAUCUGGAAUAUAUGAGGUUACAAGCACUGUGGGUGACUGGGUGCUGUGAUUGUAAUGUUGGGUCUAACACAUUCAGAUAUCUAGUGAAGCUAAGUAAUUUGACCAUAUCCAAAUUUAGGUUAUCAUCAAUGGCACCAGAUGUGUUUAAUGGCAUACCUAAUUUACGAAAUGUCUCCAUUGGUAACUCCUGUGUAAAAGAUUUGUCAGAGAUACUAUGCAGAUUAAUGUAUAUAAAGUCACUUACUGAUUUAGUCAUAGAGGCACAGGAAAUACAGACAUUAAAUCAAUCAAAUUGCCCAAUCUUAAACACAAAUGAGAGCAUGACACCUGUUUUUAACAACCUAACAGGGUGUUCUUUAAUAUUUGGUGAAAUAACACAUAUAGAGGAAGGUGCUCUGGAUUGUUUUAAGAACCUGGAAAAAUUCAGUUCUUACCUAAACGAGGAACUGCUACUACAACUGCCCCUGUCUGGAAUAAAGCAAAUUCAUUUGUUGAGAUACUUUGGUAGUGAACACAUUGAUUUUAGAAGCAUCUGUAAUCUAGUGUUUUUGCUUUCAAUCAAAAAAUUAGAAUUUAAUACAAACUAUCCAAUCAGCUUUUCAAUGUACCAUGUUGACUUGUGCGUAGGACUGGAAUCUAUUGUUCUUACUAGAACUCUUCAUUUCUAUACAUCCAUCUCCCAAAUUAAAUGGAAUUUUAUUUCCACUCUUAAGAACGUUACAUACUUAUCUGUAUAUGACCGCACAGAAAACAGUCUUGAUUUGUGCUCCUUCCAAAAACAACCAAUCACAUGGUUAAAUAAACUUGUUUUAUAUUUGAACAUACAAUUUUUUUUUUCAAAUCAAUUUAGUUGUCUUGUAAACCUGUUAUACCUUAAAUAUAAAAGUAAAUUAUCAAAUAUUGAAGACUUUGCUUUCCUGGGCUUGAGACUUCUGGAGUACUUAGACCUGUCAAAUAAUAACAUUACACACAUCCAUGCAAAUACAUUUUAUGGUUUAUAUAGUUUGAUUUGGUUGGAUCUCAGGGAAAAUCCACUUAUUCACAAUACUGAGGCACUGUCUUUCACACAUCUUACAUCUUUAAGAGAAGUGUUUCUUGGGAAAUUGAACAGUCCACUAAGAGAACCUGUGAUAAAGCUAAAUCUAACACUGAUAUUUGGUGACAUUUUGAGUCAACUGACUCAGCUGUAUAUUACUUCAAGUAUGAGGCCAAUGUAUUUGAUUAUUGGCAUGGAUCUUAUACAACAACCUUCUGCUGACAUCAUUUUCCACAACCUGACAAAGUUGGAGGUUCUGAAACUUUUAGACUGCAAGAUUUAUUCUAUGGAGGGUAGUUUAACUAAAGAUUUAAAAUCUUUAAAAAGAUUGCAUUUACACAUUGAGAACAUAUAUAAUGUAUUCUACAGCUUUACUGAAUCUCUUUCUGGUCUUAAGUAUUUGCUAUUUAAUGAGUUACAUUUGUUUUGCAGUUGUGACAAUGCUUGGCUUAUUGCAUGGGCAAAGAGGAACAGGCAGGUUGAAGUGAUCUUGACUUCUUUUAGACACAUUAUGUGGGACAACUUGACAUGCUUGUCAGACAAUGGAAUAGACACACCUAACUUUGUCAAGUACACAGAAGCCAACUGCACAACAGAGAUAGACUUUAUUCUCUUUACUGUGACUGGCCUGGGAGUCCUGUUCUUCAUGCUGGUGGUGUUUCUCCAUAACCUGUCUGGCCACUACCUUCUUCCCCUCUACCACAUCACUCUUGGCUGGCUGUCAGAGGCCAUGAGAUCCAACACCAGGGGGCGCUACGACUACGACACCUUUGUCUCCUACAGCGGGAAGGACGAGCUCUGGGUGGUGGAGGAGCUGCUGCCCAACCUGGAGCAGAGGGGUCCCCCUUUCCUGAACCUCUGUCUGCACAGCAGGGACUUCCAGCUGGGGAAGGACAUUGUGGAGAACAUCACAGACAGCCUCUACCGGAGCCGCCACACCCUCUGUCUGGUCAGCCGCCACUACCUUCACAGUAACUGGUGCUCCCUGGAGAUGAAGCUGGCCACCGCCAGACUGCAGGUGGAGCAAAGAGACAUCCUCCUCCUGGUCUUCCUGGAGAAGAUCCCCCCUCGCUGGCUCUCAGCCCACCACAGACUGGCUCGUCUGGUGAAGACCAGGACCUAUCUGGACUGGCCUCAGGACCCCCAUCAGCACCAGGCAUUCUGGGACAGACUGUGGGAGAAACUGAAACCUCCCACUGAGGCUUGA